Molecule: messenger RNA, 1301 nt
Organism: Xiphias gladius (swordfish)
Lineage: Eukaryota; Metazoa; Chordata; Actinopteri; Istiophoriformes; Xiphiidae
Gene: lsm10
Product: LSM10, U7 small nuclear RNA associated
Exons: 2
Coding region: 357-770 (137 amino acids)
Biological process (GO): mRNA 3'-end processing by stem-loop binding and cleavage
Cellular component (GO): nuclear body; cytoplasmic U snRNP body
Molecular function (GO): U7 snRNA binding; histone pre-mRNA DCP binding
Source: RefSeq, a predicted model, not a curated record
ACGUAACAUGUGACGCAGGGUGAGGCGUCACCGCGUUGCCGUUUCCUCGGCGACGGUCUUUGUGCGGGAAAAAAAACGACUCGUCGACGUCCUUGCUCGGGUUCGGCUCCACCUGCGGCGAUUUGGCGUUGGACGUACACACGAAACACGGACCGAACCGGGCCAGGUGAAUGUUACCGCGCAGCAUCUGUGGUAACCGUGCAACACGUGCGUCCAGAGGCUCUGUCGCACUUCAUUGGGCCGCUGCUAAAGCUAACAGUGAAGCUAGCUAACUCAGCUACUGGCAGACACAAAAAAAAAAAAACCGAACUUGCACAGGUAUCCCUGACGUCUGGAGAUCAUCUUCAUCAGAGUCCAUGGAGUCAGAGGGAGCUGAGUCCCCGCCGUCGAGCACGGGGCCAGUCGAAGUCUUCAACUCUAUUCGCGAGCGUACGAUCGCAGAGAACAGCAUGGUGGUCCUGCUGCAGGGUUUGAUGGGGGAGGUGACCACGGUGGACAUGAGGAACGAGAGCACGGCAAGGGGGCGCGUGGUCAAUGUGGACGCCUUCAUGAACAUACGACUGGAGGAGGUGCUGUACCAGGACCGGCGGGGCCAGUCCACCCAGCUGCAGGACCUGUUUAUCACCGGCAGGAACGUCCGCUACAUUCACAUCCCAGACCACGUGGACAUAAUGAAGACCAUACAGAGCCAGUUGGCCAAGAUCCAUAGAGUCCGCAACUUUGCCAAUCAAGGAGGAGGCAGAAAAGAAUAUGCCAAGAAAUCAAAAUAACUUAUUUUCUUUUUCAUACAAGGAUACAAAUCUCUGCUACUCUGGUAUGGCUUGUGCAAGCUUAAGUCCAAAAAUAAGCUUGGAAGCAGCAAGCAGUUUUUCUUUCUUUUUUUUUUUCAGAUUUGAGUCCAACAAACACAAAAUGAGUCAGGGGAUGAGAACGAGAACAAUAUAUGUUUUUCUGACUUUUUUUCCUUUUUUUUUUGUUGGGAAAUAUUGGAUAAUUUUGAGCAAAUACUUGGUGGAGCUGGAACGAGAGUGUUUGUCAUUUUUGCUUAAAAUAUUAUGGAAAUAGUUGCCAAUUAAGUUUCUUUCAAUCAGUAAAAUAAAUUAUUUUUGACAAAGAUCCCUUGGAGUAGUUUUUUAAGGAAUUGUGAUCGUGACGUACUGGUCAAGACAUUUCGCAGUUGAAAAAUGAUUUUGUCCGUGCUCUCUGGUGGACAGACUGAUGAAGACACUGUUUCUACAGGGUGUCUGCAGGCCUUGAAAAGUCUUAACAAGCAGUGAAUUUAAAAAAAAAAAAAAAAAAAA